UAUCAACUGAGUCGCCGAACAAGUUACCUCCAACCGUACAACCGGCACGCUUGCGCAUACAUACACAACUCAACACAGCCACCAUGGCCGCCAUGCAUUCAUCGAAGCUGAGCAAUCACUUUUCCCGCCACCGUAGCGGAAGCUACCUCUCCAUACGCUCCUCGAAUUCCACCACGAACCUAGCCUUGAGCCCUACCUCAAGCCCUCCCUCAAAACCGACCUCGCCAGCCACCUGGCCCUUGGCCGCACACGCCACAAACACCAGAUUCGAAGGCACCGAUGCCCUCCCCCACAAACCGCAAAGUAGCCCUCCAACGGGUCAUCGAAGCCCACCAAGCGCUGGAAGCAAAAGCAAACCAAGCCACAACGCCCACCAGCACAUCCAGCGACCAACGUCCCACAUCCUCCUCCUCAUCACUAUCACCACACCACAACGAAAACGACCGCGACAACGCCUUCGCCCACAACCUCAACAGCAUACCCCUCGACAAUGUCGAGCUCCGCGCCUUCCGCUACUUCCAACGCAUGUGGGACCCACGUAACCCCGCCUGGCGGGACGAGGAGUUCUACGCCGCCAUCGCCCCCUGGCGCACCGCCUUUGAAGAAACAGCACUCAAGCACUUUUUCAGCCGCGUCGCCAUGUGGGACGCCAGUCUAGAGGUGCGUGAGAGUAUGAGCCGGAGUAUUUUCCAGCGGCCGCGGCGGUCGCGGGCCAAGAGCGAUUUAAGCAAUAUUUCUGCUACUACGGCUGCGGAGCGGGAUGGAGACGAUGAGUUGAAGAAGGCGACUUCGAGGGAGGGGUUGGCGCAGCUGCUGUGGACGCUAUUGCAGGAUCCGAAGGGGCCGUUGGAGGGGCUGCAGAGGGAGAUUAUGGUUGCAUUGAAGGAGUGGUUUUGUUUGAAGAAUCUUACUACCGGGCAGAGGUAUGGGUCUUGACGUUUAGGGGAGAGGGGCGAAGGAUUAAUUUCUAGUUGUGAGAGGAGUUGAUAGUUUUUUUCGGUCUACCUGGGUCAGAAUCGUACAGGCUUUUGUUCUACA
Messenger RNA from Pyrenophora tritici-repentis Pt-1C-BFP, 1038 nucleotides. RefSeq names its product Atrophin-1 multi-domain protein. The record is from RefSeq and is a predicted model, not a curated record. NCBI's taxonomy places the organism in Eukaryota, Fungi, Ascomycota, Dothideomycetes, Pleosporales, Pleosporaceae.